Aureobasidium uvarum is the source of this 423-nucleotide messenger RNA. The record is from the annotation of a GenBank genome assembly. Lineage: Eukaryota; Fungi; Ascomycota; Dothideomycetes; Dothideales; Saccotheciaceae.
UCUGGAGAUCUCGUUCCCCUUACCAUCAUCAAAGGCGCAGGCCAUGAAUACAUUCCCUUUCCCUCUGGAGAAAAUGCCACCGUCGCCGAUUUCCACUCUAUCCGCACAAACACAACAGACACACCCUCCUACCUAACCUCUGGCUUCUACAAGAUCGCCUCUGGAAAACCCUACCCUCUGCACUACACCUGCGAGGAAACCAAAUACGUCAUCAGCGGCCAAAUCGAUGUCCUAGACGAGGCAACAGGCGUCACGCAUCAUUUGGUUGCAGGCGACUUUGCUUUCUUUCAUGUGGGCAGUAAAGUUGUGUUUUCGACCAAGUCGGCGGGAUUCGCGUUUUAUGCUGUUACCAGGGCGGUCAAGGCUGCGCAUCCGAAUUUGGCGGGUAGAGAGGAGGAUGUAACCAAGGCAAAGUCGAAGCUG